GUUCAGGAGAGAGAUUUCUCGCAGGAUCUCAGAAAACGAGGGUCUGAAGAAGAAGUGCGAUUUGUUAGAGAUUAAGCUGAAGGCGAGCAGGAGGAGCGCGCAGGAGCGAGGCGAGGCGCACAAGGUCCGAAUAAAGAAACUGGACAUCGCCCCACCAUCGACGGCGUGUUUGGGAAGGAGUGGUGCAUGGAUCUGUGGAAAGACAAGGAGUCAAAUGCGGCACAGAAGCAGCAGAGCCGUGUGGACCCGUGUAUGAUCGAGUCGAUUGAUCUGAUGGAAGAUGACGGACCCGACAUGAUCAUCAUCAAAGACGAGACAUUUGACGACGGCCCAGGCAAAAGCAAGCCACACACGAACCCGAGGAUCAACGAGAAAGACCUGGCGUUCUCUGAAGCGGAUCAGGAAGCGGUCCAGAGGGGCGAGGACUUCAUCGCGUACGCAGCGGCAUUGGACAACACGCAGCUGCGUGGCGCCGUGGACCAAACGUUCGACGUCAGAGCGGACCAGAGACCUCCUGCGCUGGGAGACGCCGCUACGUCAUCCAACAUGAGCUCGGAGGAGUUUGCCGGAUUCUUUCCCGCCAACUUGCACUCGGACGCUCCGAAGAACUUCACAUCGGGUUCGGAGCAGAAGAAGUUCGAGUGCGUGUUCUGCGGGAAGAACUUCAACUACUUAAGCUAUUUGAAAGUGCACUUACGGACGCACUCCGGAGAGAAACCCUUCAGCUGCAUGGUGUGUGGCAAACGCUUUGCUCAGAAGACGUACCUCAAAAUCCACAUGCGUACGCACUCCGGAGAGAGACCCUACACCUGCAUGGAGUGUGCCAAGAGCUUUUCGCAGAAGAGCUCACUAAAUAUACACCUGCGCAGCCACACCGGAGAGAAACCAUACAGCUGCGUGGACUGCGGCAAACGUUACGCUUAUAAACACGGCUUCAACAUUCAUCAGUGCAACAGCUAAAACUCGAGCAAGGUUACGUUCCAUUCUAUUCGACACACACACUGUGCAUUGUGCAGAUGGGCACAAAACACUCCAGCUACCAGUUUAAGUGAAACAAGGUGCAUCUACUGACUGCAUUUUAUAUUAUUACAUUUACACCAGAACUACUUCUAAUUAUCUUUCAUACAACUGAGCAGUCGAGGGUUAAGCGCCGCAGUGGCAGCUUGGUGGUGCUGGGAUUUGAACUCACAACCUUCUGAUCAAAAGUCUAACAUCUCAACCACUGAGCUACCCUAUACCCUACUACUGCUUUAUCCCCCCUGUUUUGCCCCCUGUCUAUCAUUAGAAAGGUACAGAAGCUCAGCAGAUGUUAUUUGGGUGGUGUUCAUUCUUAGCACAGUAUUAACACUAACAUAGUGCUAUAAAUGUGUGUGUGUGUGUGUGUGUGUGUGUGUGUGUGUGUGUUGCUAGUAUGGGUGUAUCGUGUGUCAGUAAGUUCGGUUUUUAAACGGCUGAAGUUUUAUUUCGAUAUUAUUUAUUUGUGGAAGGAGCCUCAAGUGUCAGAGUUUUGGAAGAGCCGAAACAUUUUUCCUCCAUAGGAAAGUCUUCACUACAGUGGAAUUCAUGCUUCAUAAAUUCUCUUUAAGAUGUGGGGGUUUUUGAGUUUGGGUUUUUACGUCAGACGUGUUUCAGUGGACAUUCAGUAUUGACUAAUAGGGAAUUUUAAAGACUAGAAAAUUUUCCAUUGGAAUUAAUAGGAAACAGGGAAUUCACAAAAUUGCAACAGGGAAAUUAAAUGUAGUUUAAAAAACAAAAAAACGUAAAGUAUAAUUUAAGAUAAAACAACCAGCUUUAAUACAAUUUUAGUUGAAUUUCUAUCCUGGACAUUCAUCAAUCACAUGCUCACUUACUGCAGGGUGACUGAGGCCACACCCCCUACACCAUGAGGCCACACCCCCUACACACGUUCAUCCUUCCAUAACAGAAACAUUGUUUAUUGAAUCAAUAACAAAACAAUGUCAAAAAAAAUGUCCAUCUUGGCGAUUAUUCACGUGAGUUACGUAAAUAUUACAUACAUUUAUUGUUUUAAACUUCCUUGUGCCGUGUAAAAGCUAUUGUGCAACAAAAGUGUAGCAACAAUUAAAUCAAAGUAAAAAAUUUAAGUUUUUUAAAAAAUAUCUGUAUUGGUUUGCAUGCGUGUCAGCUUAUGACCAAACAAAUGUUUCUGUUCAUGUUUGUAUAUGGAACGCAUCACAUUUCUAAUGAAUUCACAUAAAUUCCUGGGAAGUUUCCAACUUGGAAUAUUCCCCAGAUGAAAUUUCCAUAAUGUUUUUGGGAAAUUGACCAAAAUUUUUUUUGCAAGCCUAUUAACUACCAAUGUGUUUUAUAUUUUAAUUAAUAAUAAUAAAAAAAACUCUCUGUGUUUGGAAAACGGAUAAAAAUUCAGCUGCUAUUUGAAAGAAAUCAAUUUUAAGGUAGAAGGAAUGACUCACAUUGCACAACACACUGGUUGUUCUCUUCAAUCAUGUACUGAUUCUUUUUCGCUACAUCAUAUUGCCAAGGUUUGUCUCUAAAACCUCGCCCUUUCCUCAAUAACCCCAACCCUUUAUCCAGGGCAGAUCAGGGGCAGAACCACAGACAUGCCCCAGUCAGUAAAGGCACCUGUACAGUGAUCUGUAGUAUCCGUAUAAACCUGAUAAACUGGUAGCUGAGUGUAAACUCGUACUAAAAACACACAAAAACUAAAAUCUUGUGCAUGUUGGUGAAUUUUUGUUUUUUCUUAGCAUAGUAUAAAUUAUUCUUAUACAUUUUCAAUUAUUGUACCUUUUAUAUUUAACCCUUUACGUGUUCAGAAAGUGAAGUAUUAUUAUUAUUUAAGUUUGUCCUGAUAUAUUUAAUGUUUUCCGAGUUAGUUAUUCAGCAUUUUGUACAGACUCUUUAGUAUUUAUUUACACCACUAUCAGCUUUCUAAUAUUGCUUUCUCAGCUGAUUAAUAAAUCACGCUCAGAAGGGAA
Molecule: messenger RNA, 2954 nt
Organism: Silurus meridionalis
Lineage: Eukaryota; Metazoa; Chordata; Actinopteri; Siluriformes; Siluridae
Product: gastrula zinc finger protein XlCGF67.1-like
Exons: 4
Coding region: 187-960 (257 amino acids)
Biological process (GO): regulation of transcription by RNA polymerase II
Molecular function (GO): DNA-binding transcription factor activity; RNA polymerase II cis-regulatory region sequence-specific DNA binding
Source: RefSeq, a predicted model, not a curated record